Molecule: messenger RNA, 1665 nt
Organism: Doryrhamphus excisus (bluestripe pipefish)
Lineage: Eukaryota; Metazoa; Chordata; Actinopteri; Syngnathiformes; Syngnathidae
Gene: sptssb
Product: serine palmitoyltransferase, small subunit B
Biological process (GO): endoplasmic reticulum organization; ceramide biosynthetic process
Cellular component (GO): serine palmitoyltransferase complex
Molecular function (GO): serine C-palmitoyltransferase activity
Source: RefSeq, a predicted model, not a curated record
CUCUCUUAUAGUCUUCCCGCUGCUGUAUAAUAAGCCUGACACAAACUGACGAGACCGCUUUUUCCGUGCACAUAAAAGGCAGCAGCGGAGCAGCAAAGCAGCUGUUAUUUCUUAUUUAUAUGACAUCACAUUCAGGAAAUAAAGGCUGCAGGAUGAACUUGAAGAACCUGAGGGAGUACCUAGCCUGGCUGUACUACCAGUACCUGCUCAUUACCGGCAUCUACGUGCUGGAGCCUUGGGAAAAGUCCAUAUUCAACUCGGUGUUAGUCUCUGCCGUCGCUAUGGUGAUCUACACCUCCUAUGUCUUUGUCCCCAUCCAUGUGCGCCUAGCUCUGGAAUUCUUUUCGGGCAUCUGCGGCGGGCAGCCAGAGAGCACCAUGACCCUAAUGAACUAAAUGGGGUUCGACUCAACUCAACCCCCGCCCCCCCUUCUGGACACCAUAUCCUCCCUAUCUGUUAAUUGCAUGCGUUUGUAAGCAUGACUUGCAGAGGUGCUCUUAAUUCUCAUCUAGUUUAAGGCAAAGCUACAACUCAGCUCAACAUGACACAGGUAUUGAAACAGGGGAUGAGAACAUUUCAGGGAAGAUCAAACCAUCCAUUUUUCCUGUCAUGGGUGAGGAAAUCUGACCCUCAAACCAAAGCAAUGUCCAUUCCUUGAAGAUGACAGAACAAAAACAAACCUUACGACCGAGAAAACUUUCACUUUGCUAUCCCGCCCUUGCUGUGAACCGUUCAUGUCCGCCACCACAAGCCUUGUGUGAGUGCAUAGAUUUUGCAUGACAGGGCCCUUCACCAGGAUUGAUUUCCAUACUGGUCUCACUCCAAAAUCACUACCAGGCCAACUGAUACAAAGCCGUUCUUCCAUUUACUUUAUAUCAGAAACACUAUCGCUAUAUAUUCCUGUUUGGUUUUUAAAAUGUUAUUCCAGCACAGUAAAGCUAUGCAAUGAAUCCUCACAAAAGUCACAAAUGUUGCGCUUAUGAUAAGACCGGUUAAGGAAAGCAGGAAAAAGAAUCUACCGCAAUGAUGGCACUGAUGUGUGCCGAGCCCUGCCUCCGUCCUCCUGUAGUGUUUUAACUGCCGGUAUGCCGGGAAGGUGCGCUGGGCACUGAGCAUGAGCAAAUAUUGACUCAGCACACCCCUUUUUUUUUUUUUUUUUAGACUUAGGUGUUUGCUUUGAUAAGGCUUUACUUUAUUUGCAAUGAAAACAUUGUUUUGUGAGCACGUACUAAACCUUAAAGUGGCCUGAAUGACUAGCAAAGCCUAUAGUUGAUCUAUAGACAACAAACACGCCGCGUAGACUUAGAAGCCAUAGAAGCAGUUCAUCUGUUUGAUGUGAUGAGUGUUGCUUGCUCCUUUUGGAUUGAGGGCUUGAUUUCUAUGUUAUUUAUACAAAGUUCUAUAUUUUUAUCCACUGGUAAAUGCUUGGCUGGUUUCAAUGUCAGUUACCAAACUUGUUUUUUUUGUUGUUGUUGUUAUUUAUAUCUAUUUUCUCUUGUGGCCAUAAAACACACUCCAAUUUUCAUCCACAACUUUUACAUUUAGCUUUGUUACACAUGAUCAUAUUAUAAAUAAAGAGGCCGAAAGACAGAAGAUGUAUUUUUUUUUCAACUCGGACAUCAAAAUUCACACAAAACAGACAGGACUGGCACUCUCGCGAGUUCA